CCCUGAAUCAAUCCCUCUCUCUCUCUCUCUCUCUCUCUCUGUCUCUCUCUCAACAAUUCAUGGAGUCCUCCACGCUCGCAAGGUCUCCCACAUCCGCCGCCGCCGCCGCCGCCGCCGCCAUCGUAACUCUACUUCUCGGCGUCUGCUUCGCGAAGCUUCUACUCCUCUUGUCCCGCCAAAAUCCGACACGAAGGAAGCCUAAUUACGCGCCAAUCGCGGGCACCAUCUUCCACCAACUCCUCAACAUCCACCGCCUCGUGGAUUACCACACCACCAUCUCCCGACGCCACAAAACCUUUCGCAUGCUCACCCCCUCCUGCAACUACGUCUACACCGUCGACCCCGCCAACGUCGAGUACAUCCUCAAAACCAACUUCGCCAACUACGGCAAGGGAGAGCUCAGUUAUAGUGUUAUGAGGGAUCUGCUUGGUGAUGGGAUCUUUGCGGUUGAUGGGGAUAAGUGGCGACAGCAGAGAAAGAUCGCUUCUUUCGAGUUUUCCGCGAAGGUGUUGAGGGAUUUUAGCAGUGUUGUGUUCAGAAACACCGCGGCCAAGCUCGCUAACAUCGUAGCAGAGUUCGCCUCUUCUUAUCAGAUGAUGGAUAUCCAAGAUUUGUUCAUGAAAUCGACUUUAGAUUCAAUAUUCAAAGUUGGGUUUGGGGUUGAAUUGGACACUCUGUCGGGGUCUAAUGAGGAAGGGCGAAAAUUUGCCAAGGCUUUUGAUGAUUCAAGUUGCCAGUUGCUGCGGCGUUUUCUCGAUGUCUCUUGGAAGGUUAAAAGGUUUCUGAAUAUAGGAUCAGAGGCAGAGAUGAAAAGGAAUAUUAAACUGAUCGAUGAUUUCGUGUACAAAUUGAUCGAUAAAAAGUCCGAACAAAUGUCCAAACAACGCGGAGACUUCAUGAAGAAAGAAGACAUCUUGUCGAGGUUUCUUAUCGAAAGAGAGAGAGGGUCGGAUAACAUAGAAGAUCGGUACUUAAGGGAUAUCAUUCUAAAUUUCAUUAUCGCGGGGAGGGACACAACAGCGGGGACACUUUCUUGGCUCCUUUACAUGCUAUGCAAGCAUCCUCAUGUACAGGAAAAGGUAGCACAAGAAGUGAGAGAAGCCAUUGGGAUCAAAGAUAAUGCGGCUAUGGAUGAAUUUGCUGCGUGUUUGACCGAAGAAGCCAUUAAUCAAAUGCAAUAUCUCCAUGCAUCUCUUACUGAAACACUUAGGCUAUACCCUGCUGUUCCGUUGGAUGCCAAGUGUUGCUUCUCGGACGACACACUACCGGAUGGCUUUGAUGUAAAGAAGGGCGAUAUGGUAAACUAUCAACCUUAUCCUAUGGGCAGAAUGAAAUUUCUGUGGGGGGAGGAUGCCGAAGAAUUUCGGCCAGAAAGAUGGUUUAACGAAGAUGGGGUUUUCGUUACUGAGAGCCCUUUUAAGUUCGCUGCUUUUCAGGCUGGCCCUCGCAUAUGUCUCGGGAGGGAAUUCGCAUACCGACAGAUGAAGAUCUUUGCUGCCACUCUCUUGUACUUUUUCAAGUUCAAGAUGUGGGACGAGAAGAAAAAAGUCGGUUACAGAACCAUGCUGACACUUCAAAUUGAUGGCGGACUACAUCUCGGCGCCUUUCGAAGAUGAAGAUACUUUAAUCUGAUUUACUCACACUCAAUUGUAACUUGUGCUUUAGUGCUAUGCAUAUAAAAAAAAGAAAAAAAGAAAAAAAAAACUUUGAUAUUUAAAAGUAGUCUUUGGCUAUGCCAAAUUUGUGUUGUUCAUUGAUACCAUGUAAAGCCAUGCAUAUGGGAAUAAGUUGGACAACCAUUGUAGCUUGUACACAUACUUGUUCUCUAGACGAAGCAUAUGGAUGCUUUACUUCUACCAAAA
This is a messenger RNA of Ananas comosus (pineapple), 1862 nucleotides long. Its product is annotated as cytochrome P450 704C1-like. Bases 60 to 1616 code for a protein of 518 amino acids. The record is from RefSeq and is a predicted model, not a curated record. NCBI's taxonomy places the organism in Eukaryota, Viridiplantae, Streptophyta, Magnoliopsida, Poales, Bromeliaceae. Gene Ontology annotation, molecular function: iron ion binding; heme binding; monooxygenase activity. The transcript is spliced from 6 exons.